Messenger RNA from Rangifer tarandus platyrhynchus (Svalbard reindeer), 891 nucleotides. The record is from the annotation of a GenBank genome assembly. NCBI's taxonomy places the organism in Eukaryota, Metazoa, Chordata, Mammalia, Artiodactyla, Cervidae.
AUGGAGCUGGCAAAUACUUUAAAACAAGACGGCGAGUCUCGCGGAGGUGUUUUAGCUCACUUGGAAAGACUAGAGACUCAAGUGAGCAAAUUCCAUAAAAAAUUGGAAGAGCCACAGGAUGCACAGGCUCUUGAAGCCAGGAUUCAUGAACUGGAACGUCUGCGAGAUAACCUGAGGGCUGAAGUGAAACAGCGUCAAGCCAGAGUUAAAGCAUCUACUGCCAAUGUCGAACCUGACCAAACAUUAGAGAUUAGUGAGCAAGAAAUUUUGGAGAGAAAACAGGAAAACGUGAAAGCCAUUCUGCAGGCAUAUCGUUUUACAGGGAUCAGCGGGAAGCUGACCAGCCGAGGAGUCUGUGUCUGCAUCAGCACUGCUUUUGAGGGGAACCUGCUGGAUUCCUACUUUGUGGACCUUGUCAUGGAGAAACCACUUUGGAUACAUCACCAUUCGGUUCCAGUCUUCAUUCCCCUAGAAGAGAUAUCUGCAAAAUACCUACAGACUAAUACUCAGCGCUUCCUGUUUGUUCUCUGCGAAUACCUAAAUGCUUACUCGGGGAGGAAGUACCAGGCAGAUCGACUUCAGAGUGACUUUGCAGCCUUCCUUGUGGGGCCCUUGCAGAGGAAUUCAUUGUGCAACUUGCUGUCAUUUACUUACAAAGUGAAGCUGGAAGGUCAGUCCUUCCCCUUUUGUGCUAGACUGCUGUAUAAGGACCUCACAACAACCCUUCCAACUGACGUCACUGUUACUUCUCAAGGGAUGGAAGCAUUACCCAGUACGUGGGAAGAACAGCGAGCAGACCAUGAAAACCUAUUUUUUACGAAGCCCCUACAUCAGGUGUUUACAUCAUUUGCAAGAAAAGGAGAAAAGCUAGAUAUAAGCCCGCUCUCCUAG